Messenger RNA from Caenorhabditis briggsae, 960 nucleotides. Lineage: Eukaryota; Metazoa; Nematoda; Chromadorea; Rhabditida; Rhabditidae. Gene Ontology annotation, cellular component: plasma membrane. Bases 1 to 960 code for a protein of 319 amino acids. The transcript has 5 exons. Gene Ontology annotation, molecular function: zinc ion transmembrane transporter activity. Gene Ontology annotation, biological process: zinc ion transmembrane transport. The record is from RefSeq and is a predicted model, not a curated record.
AUGUCUCUCGAGCUGCUGAAAUGGAUUAUGCUCGGAGUGAUGGCACUGAUGACUAUUUUUUUUGGCUUGUUGCCAAUUAAAUUAAUCGACUUUUUGAACAAUACUCAAUCGUCUAUCCAUAAGCAUUCUUCACUUAUUCUUUCUCUAUUUUCUUGUUUUGCUGGCGGUGUUUUCCUGUCUGUAUGCUUCUUGGACAUGCUCCCAGAUUCAUUAGAAGCAUGGGAAGAUGUGAAAACUGACACUGGCUACCAAAGUGACUAUCCAUUUGUCCAACUAAUUGCUCUUUGUGGAUUCUUUUUUGUCUAUCUAACAGAAGAGUUAUCCAGUAUAAUCUGCAAUGUGGGUCAUGGUCAUUCGCAUUCAAAUGUCCCAGUUAUGGACUCAAAUGUCACAUUUCCCCGUGCCCGUCUUGCUACAGUAGGAAGUAUUUUUAACGUCGAAGGAAAUUUGGUGCAACCAUGCAAACGAUCUCUCCAGGACUACGAUGAAGACGGAGAAGGACCAGUUCGUCAGUCGAUCAUCUUCACAUCCGCAUUUCUUCUUCAUGUUUUCUUUGAAUGUUUCGCAUUUGGAGUUCAAGAAGAUACAGUAUCCGUCACCUCUCUUUUUCUUGGAAUCGCACUUCACAAAGCGAUUGUGAUGUUUUCUUUGGGAAUGAAAUUGACCAGAACUCAUCCAAGACGUCGUUAUAUUGUGGUUAUUCUGAUUCUAGUGCUAGCCGCUUUCAACGUUAUUGGAGGAUCAUGUGGAAUUCUGAUCGAAAGUUCAAAUAUGAAUCAGACACCGAAAGAUAUCACAACUGCAGUUCUUAUGAGUUUCUCGUUGGGUACUUUCAUCUACAUCUCUUUCUUUGAGAUGCUGGCUCCAGAACGUGCCAACAACCAUUCCAAUAUUCUCCAAUGGAUCGCGAGUGUUUGUGGAUUUGCACUAUUGGCUGUUAACAUGAUCUGGGCUAACUGA